GAUUGCUCGCUCGCUUUCCUUCUUUUCCUUCUCCUUAUCGGAUUAUUUUGCAGCAGGACCCACGUAUCCUCCCUCCCUCCCUCACACACAAACUGGCUCUCUCUUAGGUUGCUUUUGUUUUUAUUGUAUUACUCUCUUGUGCAACAGGGGGCGGGAGAAACUAAGGGUGGCCUUGAUUUUUCUCUUUAGCAUUUUAAACACACACAGAGUGUUUGGGGUAGAGAGAGAGAGAGAUCUGGUCCUUGAUCCUGUGAGUUGCUACCUCUACAUGCCUGAGCCAGCAGACAAAGCAAGCACGGAUGAAGUUGGUACGGUUACCCCGGGGCUUGCCGUUUCCUCCUUGGGUCAGAGGAAUCACAGAGACUCUCCUGCCCCCUGUCCGCUACUGAGCUGAAAAUCCACCUCUGGGAUUUAACCUGCUGCUCCUGAAUUUCCUCCUCUCCUGUCUGUCUCACUCUGCUUCUUCAUCCCACCUUCCCGCUUCUUCAACACUGGACCAGAGCUGGAUUCUGAUGGAACUGCCAAGAUGUUCAUGUCCAGAAUCCUGGAUUUUCAGAAGACAAGAUAUGCCAGGUGUAUACAGUUUCAGGCUGCGCGCCAGAGAGGAGCGUUGUGAAACAGAGAGGAAACUUUCCCAAGACCCUGAGAGUGAAGCCAGCAGGGAGAUGCGCUUGCUGUGCAUGUGAAAAGGAAACAGAAUCUCCAUCCCCUGACAGGUUUAUGAAUCACAGGGUCCCGUCCAACCGGAGAUACCAGCCAACGGAGUAUGAGCACGCAGCGAACUGUGCCACGCACGCCUUCUGGAUCAUCCCCAGCAUCCUGGGCAGCUCCAUCCUCCACAUCCUCUCAGAUGACCAUUGGGAGACCAUCUCAGCCUGGAUAUAUGGGUUUGGCUUGUCUGGCCUCUUCACUGUCUCCACCAUCUUUCACACCAUCUCCUGGAAGAAGAGGCACCUCAGAACAGUGGAGCACUGCCUGCACAUGUUUGACCGGAUGGUGAUCUACUUCUUCAUAGCAGCAUCUUAUGCCCCCUGGUUGAACCUACGGGAGCUGGGUCCCUGGGCCUCCCACAUGCGCUGGAUCAUCUGGAUCAUGGCAUCUAUUGGAACCAUCUAUGUUUUCUUCUUCCAUGAGCGGUACAAGCUGGUGGAGCUGGUGUGCUACGUUAUCAUGGGAUUCUUCCCUGCCCUGGUGAUCCUUUCGAUGCCGAACCGAGAUGGCCUCGUGGAGCUGAUGGCUGGUGGGCUUUUUUACUGCCUGGGCACGGUGUUCUUCAAGAGCGACGGGCGCAUCCCCUUUGCCCAUGCCAUCUGGCACCUCUUUGUGGCAACCGGAGCAGGCAUCCACUACUAUGCCAUUUGGCGGUACCUCUACCGGUCCGACGUGCUGGAGGCCAAGACGUCCAGAUAAGAGCCCCAAGGACACGGGACACGCCAGUCGGCACUUGGGGGCAGAUUUCCCAAGGAGCUUGGCUCUGUUUCCUGCCAGAAAGCCAUUGCCAGGGCCCGCUCCCCUGAUGGGAGGGAGUCUCUGGUGUCCGUCUCCAGCCAAUCUCAUGCAGACGGAAGAGCCCAAAAGGUUUAUUUUAAACUGAUUUUAACCUUGUAUAGUGUUCGGUUGUUAGGCAAAUGUUUCAUAACAAAAUGAACAGUGAAUGGGGUUGUUGGCGGAGCGGACUGACCCGACCAGGGCAAUGGUCUUUGUGCUAAGGCUGUGUUCACAUGGUCCCGAACAACCUUGACACUUGCAAAACCCUCAUCCAAAUGGGAGCCCCGAACCAGCAGGAGCCCAGUCUCUGCCGCUCUGGCUGCUGGACCCUCUGGCUGCUUUCAAGGGGAGAGGCUCCCCUUAGAUAGAAGCCGUUAGCUCCAGGAGGGACGCCGGAGGCUGGUGAUGCAUGAAGGUGGAUAGGCAGAAUGGACACUUAACGCCAGUGAACACCAGGAUAAGAGCAUAAGGUACCGGUUUGUUUCCCACUCUAACGAGCCCGCUAGUUAAGGGAACAACUCCUUAAACAAGGCUCCUUGAUUCUGCCCAGAAAGGAGAGUAGGCAGGAGAUGUCAGACCUCACAAGAGUCAACCACGUCUGUCAUCUGAUGGGGCUCUUUUUUAUGGGUUUUUUCCUUAAAGGGAUACCCCCCUGCUCCCUCCGCCCCCUGUACAACUAACUUCGGGGAAAGCAGGUUCUUGUGGCAGCAGACGAGCAAGGUGAACCUGAGCUUGGUUUAACCAGGGGCAGUUAAGAUCACGUUUCCCCGGCCCACAGCGUUCUGAAGGCAGAGAGUGGGGUUGGAAAAGAAGUUCUGGGUUUGGCCAGGCUGUAGCGGCAGGAUAAAAUCUUAGUGUGAUUGGGAUCCCAAGUGUGGAGAUGGGAUGCGAAAGGAAUCAGGGAGCCUGCCUCACCCUAGGAUGAGUUACCACUCAUAGGACCAAGUUCAACUCUGGCCCGGGGACCGACUGGCACUGGGGUUGAAUUCCUGUUUUUAAUAGAGCUGCCAGUGUCGCAAUCUGCCAGAGAAGGUGCAGGGUUGGCCGUUCCUAGGCUUCUGAUGGGAGAGUUGUUUCCAUUGAUAUUUUAAAUCUCGUCUCUGUAGAGUGGGGAGGAUUCGCACACUGUAUCCUGUGCACAGCUCUUCAGCUGUAUCCAGAGGAAGCCGCUCCCAUUCUAGGGCUUUCAUCACUCUUGUUUCCAUGCAGAGAUUUCGGUGCGUACGUCUAUGCAGCACAAAGAGACCCCGGCCAGCAAGUCUCAGAGCCUGGGUCGACUGCCUGAGGCUCGCGCUGCAGGACUAAACAUAGCAGUGGAGACAUUCAAGUGUGGGCUGGAGCCUGGGCUCUGAGACCCUCGCACCUCACAGGGUUUCCAAGGCCAGGCCCAGCUCAAACAUCGACAUUGCUAUUUUUAGCCCUGCCUCCCCAGCCCCCAUCGGUUGACUCUGUCCCUGAGACUUGCUGCUGUGGGGUGUUUAGCUGUGUAGAUGUAUCCUUAGCGAUUUCACUCCUUCUGUAGCCUUUAGAAAGUCUCUGUAUACGCAAAGGGGUCUAUUCUCCUCUGCUCUCCUCCUCCUGCUGCUGGGUGAGGUUCCCUUAUCUUGCCACAGACCCUCUAGUUACUAAGGAGGUGUCAAAAUGCACAUGGUCAGCAUGCCAGAACCAUGGGCUAAGCACCAGCAGUUUCUGUUGACUUCUACUAAGGUUGCAGGUGUGCAGCACUUUGGAAAAUCUGGGUUGUCCAAGGCCUCGAUAUGCAGCAAAUAGGGCAGGAGUGAAAGCCGGUACGGGCCGGUACGGUGUACCAGUAAGAAGCUGGUACCAGCCCGUACGCAGCUCAUGUUAACGUCAUUUCCCCUUUUGCCCACCCCGGGCCGCUGACAGGGCGGGGCAAAAGGGCAGCUGCCCCGGGGCCGGCAAUUUAAAAGGGCCAGAGGCUCCUGGCCACCACUGCUGCUACUGCGGCAGUGGCCGGAGCCCCAGGCCCUUUUAAAUCGCCGCUGGAUCCCCAGGCGGUAGGGGCCGGGCAGCGCAGAUUGGCUGGCUGGGGGAGGCUGACCCCCCAGGCCUGCCCCUUCUGCCCAAGGCCAGAGCUGACCCCCGUACCGGUAAGAAUUUAUUAUGACUUUCACCCCAAAAAUAGGGUCCGGUGAAGGGGUAACCUGGGGGCAGGGGUCUUGAGGAAUCAGUUCAGUGGAAACCUCAAAUUGCAAGGGUGUCUCUUGGCUGCGGUAGGGAUUUGGCCUCCAUGCCCUGGGAUUCAGUUUUUACCCUAGUUCCCAGGCCUUAGUUACAGAAGGGAGAUAGGAGAGAGUUUCACUAACAGAGCCAGGGCAGGCCUGGAACCCUGCACUUUCUCCCCAGGAUCUGAGGUUUGUUUUAAGGGUUUAAUCAGAUCACUGAAAAUUCCUGACAUCCCCUGUCCCCUGCUGAAUGGUAACGUCUUAGUUUAUGUAACAAAGCAAACAAGCCAUCGCCCCUGCUAGCCUCAGAGUGACCCCCCCGGCUAUAGACUGGAGAUGGUUAUUCCAGCAGCGCAUCUGCCCUCACCAGCGCUCUGCAAUCCAAAGACCAGCUGAACUGAUAAGCUUCCAGCUGGAGCCAUCUAUUUUAUCUGCAGCUGCAAUACCUCAACUGGCCACAUGCGGAUGAGGGGGCAGCACUGAGUUGGGACCCCAGUCCUUGAAAUGGACACCGCCCAGGUUUGCUGGUGAACCGUAUGAUCUAUAAAAGCACUUUGUGACUGGAGGGCCCAGGGUCAGCAAAGCCUUACAUGUGACUGAAACUUGAAUCCAUUCCAGGACUCCCUAGAGUCUCUGAGCACUGGAAAACCUUGCGUCUAAGCCAGUAUCCAGCGGACAACUCUGUACAUUCCUUAUAGAUGGGCAUUCAGACAUUUCGUACACGAUGCACUUUGCUUUCCCCCCCAUCUUCAGCCCCAGCUGUGGUUCAAAAGCGAGAUCCCUAUUCAAAGCCUUUGCCACUUGUGUGCCUUUGCCCGGCAGAGGGAAGAGGGUGAAUCUGGAUCAACCCCUCCAUCUGGCUGGAUCACGAUUCACUCGAUAUCGUUUUUUGCAAACUAGAAAUGUAAACCUGAUAGAAUAAUCUAGAAAAUGUGGAUCGGGAUUCAGGGGUUUUGUGUGUCCUCCUUGUGCUGCAUGCAUUCGGUAGGCUACACUGGGGUUAGCGCCGUUCUCUUGAUGGCUGUCAGCAGCCUAGAUUUGUAGCUACUUUUAGGCGAAUCUUUAUUGCUCCAAAACCCAUGUGUGAUGGACUCUUCCAUUUAGCGUGCAGUGGGUGUGUCGAGAGGGGAGAUGGAUCACAAUGAUGCUAUAAUUUUGGGUAGAUCAUUGAACAGGAUUAUACUAAAGAACUUCCAUGUCAGGGUGGGAAACUGUUGUAUGACUAGAGCUCCACUCAUUGCAAUAUCUUGGUGCUGGCCCCUUAUAAAACACACGCAUGGUAGUGGGAAUGGAUGUCAGGAGGCAGUUGUCAGCCAGGAAUGAGGGGCCUAUUGGGGCUAAGGAUCUCCCUCAGGGUGAAUGUUGAUCAGGGCCACCCAGAGGGUGGGGCAAGUGGGGCAAUUUGCCCCAGGCUCUGUGCCCUGGAGGGGCCCCCCACGAGAAUAUAGUAUUCUAUAGUAUUGCAACUUUUUUUUAAUGGAAGGGGCCCCCAAAAUUUCCCCAGGCCCCCUGAAUCCUCUGGGUGGCCCUGAUGUUGAUACUCUGCAGACGAUCGGAUGCCUUUGUAUCUGCGCUGAAUUCAGAUGAGCUUGCCAGAUACUUUACCCAGUUCUUUGGACCAUCGUGAAUGUGCAGAACGUACGUUCUGUUUCCUGGCUCUCUGGUCAGUGUCUGCAGAUUGCUGCUGUUUGUUCAGGGUCCCAGCAGGAUUCUGACCCCAAGUCAUUAACCUGACUUCCAGCAGGUACAAGAGAAUGAUCAUCAAUGGGAGAUAUCAGAGCUUUUACGGUUCAAAUGCCCUCAAUCACUGUUAUUCCCAGCAACGGUGCAGUGAGUUUUUGAAUGAACUGCCAUCAACUUGGCUUGGGUUUUUUAAUACAGGAUCAUUAGGAACUGAAAGCUGUUUUAUUCCUGUGUUCUGGCUUCCUGAACUGUUAUGGAUGAGUGAGGUUAUGGCCUUGAUUUACACAUACAAUAUAAGGUAAUUGCACAUGUAAAUAUCUGACUGCAAUUGCAUCCUCAUUAUGGGACAGAUGAGUGGGUGGGCCUCUGUUUUAUCAAAUGGACAUGAUCUCCGUUUCCUUGAUCUGUUGCUGGGGAGCUCUGGAGUGGAAGUAAUCUCUCGAUCUAGAAAGGAAGGGUCAGGGUGAAAGUCAUGCACUGAUUUUUAAUUAUUAAUAUUGAGGGUGGCAUUGAGCUGGUGCUGCCAGCAGAUCUCAGACCAUCACUCCACAGCUUCCUACCUGCUGAGCUCACAGCUGAAUUUCCAAAACCCUCAGGCCAGGCUCCACAUGAGAGUCUGGAACCUGGGACAGAGAUUUCCAUCUCUAGUCAUUAACUCCUCGGGCAACUCUUUGCUGGUCCCUUCGGAAGGGAGACAGUGGCCCAAAUUAAUCGCUAAUGCAUCUCCAUUGACUUGAGAUACAUACACCAGGGAUGGGCUUGGCACAGUAACGCUAUAACAGAGUUGAACAUCAGAGGCCUCUGGUGUGAAGUGCACAGCCUCAGCCUCUGGUUUUAACCCCGCAGAGAGAGCGCUCUGGAUCUCUGUGGGUAAGUCUAUAGUGCGGCUGGGAGAGGCACCCCCUCUGUGCUAGCUCUGCUGGUGCUAAAAAUAGCGGGGUGGAAGUUGCAGCACAUUCAGUGGCUUGAGCUAGCCACCUGACUCUAAGCCUGCCCACCCCCGAGCUGCAAGCAUACUUUUAGCAUGCUAGCUAGAACAGGGCUAGUGCAAUUCUGUCUUCCCCAGCUGGGAAGCUCGCCCCUAGCUGCAGUGUAGACAUACCCUGUGGGUCUGGAGCUUGCAGAUCAGUGGCACUGAUAACAGCUAAAACUUUCCUUCUGUAACCUAAAGGAGCAGCAGAUCGCCUUCCUCAGUUCGCUUGUGCUGCCAGCAGCUCAGAGUCCAACCCAGAUCCCCAUGAGCCGUCUCUGUCAGGCCUUUGCUGGAGACAGGCCUCCGGUCGGGUCUGCUUGACCCAAGUGUCUCUGCAUCCAAGCUGAUCCUACUGCCAGUGCCAGGGUAUUUUUCUCCGUAGGAGAUAAAUUUAAUACAUUCAGGACAGAGGCACUGUUGUCUUGUAGUUACCAAAGGGACUGGGAUUCAGGACUCCUGGGUUCUACACACAUCGCUGUCACUGACGGACAGUAUGACCUCGGGCAAGUCACUUAAUCUCUUUGUGCCUCAGUUUGUCCAUCUGUAAAUGUCCAUCAGAAAAAUCAAACAUGACCCCUCUUCCAAAGGACGACACAAUCCUUAUUGUCGCUGUGGGCCAAGCUGGCAUGGAGAAUUUGUAUGCACACCCAGUAGAGGGUGCAAAACUCUCUUAAGCGCCCAGUCACCCUAUUUGCACGUGCCAAUUUGCAUGUGCACAAGAAGGGGACCAACGUGUGGCCUUGUGUAUUAACACGUCACUGUUUCCCCAUAAGGGAUAUUGCCUGAAAGAAUUCCUCCCUUUUUAGCCCUACCCUGAAAUUCAUAGGCAGACCUGGGAAGCCUCCAAACUGACUGAUUUCUCUGCUAAUCCCCCGGGUUAAUCGGAACUGCAGCAUCAUUUGUUUGACAAGAUUUGGGAUAUUUUGUAGGAGUGCAGCCACUGGUCCCCAUCCCACGCACUUUCAAGGGCCUGACUCUGUGGGUGCUGAGUGCCCUCAACUCUCACUGACCUGGAUGGGAGCUGAGGACACUUGCAGGAUUGGGCCCUAAUGGGCAAGCCCUCCUGUGUAUUGUCGUUCCCCAAAGAGAGGAUUAGAAAGUGCCUGGUUAAAUUUGCCCCCUCUUGAAAUGCUGGCUAGAGUCUCACUUGUAAGUUUCUGGUUCAAGAGGUUUAUGCUUUGAUAAGGAAAAUGUACAAGUGGCAUUGCUGGAUAGACAUGUCCCAACCAGGAGCUACCCUGCAUGUAUUCACACAUCCAUUGGCUAAGGCACCAGUGCUCUCUUUCCCAUGUUGCUUGUGUGAGUGCCUACAUAUUUGUGCCUGUGGCUUUCCUCGGUCAUUUGUACAACCUCUUAGCUAAGUUGCCUGGAGUCUGCAGGUGCAGAAGCUCUAUUCUGUUGCAUGUCCAGAGGGGAGAAGCCCUGUGUUCCUAGCAAGGCCUAUGUGGCUGCCCAAGUCCCUCUCCUCUUCCGGGUAGGGGAGUCACAGAGCAAUCGGGCUGGGUGGAGUUGGAGUCAGGCAGAUGCAGGGCAGGCAGUGAGCAGAGGUGGGUCCAGGGGGGCUGGAACAAUUUGUAUCGUGGGGGUGCUGAGAGCACUUGAACCAAAGUGUAAACCCUAUGUAAGGUGGAAACCACUUCAAGCCGGGGGUGUGGCAGCAGCAUCACUAAUUCCAGCACCUAUGGGUGGGUCUGCCGCAGCCCAGCAGGGGAAAGCUGAGAUUCUCCCACACUGAGGUUGGACUGGGAAUGCAAGGGGCAGGGGAUGUUAUUAGGAGAGGGAAUCGGAUAAUGCUUAAAGUAUCUUAGUAGCCACAGACAGAUUCCAACAACCCAAGAAACCUGAGCGAACCCAAGUGCCUUACCCACGGGGGGAAAGCGAUCGCUCCAAGGAAGCCAUGAGCCAAAGUUGGCUCUCAGUUGCACUGUUUUCAUUCCAUUGAAAUCAACAGGGCUGCACUGGGGUAAAGAGAGCGGAAUUUGCCCCCUUACCAUCAAGGAGCUAUUCCACUGCCAAACUCCCAAAUGUUCCACCGUGCAUCGCCUCCAGGGAGCUGGAAAGGCAGCUGGGUGAGCUGUUAGUCACGAGACCAUCUCACUGGAGAAAGGGGAUGUUUCCAGUGGUGUAGCUCCAGUUACUAUCCCGUCUGCCUAGACUCUUCUUAGCAGCUCACUGUGGCAAUGCUCCAUGUACAAGUGGGACCCCCCCACACUUUUCCAAAACUGAGAUCUAAAUGUCCAAUAGCCUCAGUAGAAGGUAGAGGGGCCCAAUCCAGAACCCCAGACCCAGACUUUGGGGGCUGAACUGCCCUGGGUUGAGCCCAUCUCGGCUCAGAAGGGUGUUUGAAAUAGGAAUCUGUAUGGCUGUUUCCUCCCUGCACCUUUCUGUGCCCCUUCACCUGCUUCCGUGGUUCUUACCCUGUGGCUGCUCUUAAUCCUUACCAGCUGUUAAGCAAAAUAAACCUGUGUAAAAUGAACAGGUGGCUGUUUGGGACCAUUUCCUGGUUAUGAUAGAAGGAGGUGUGGCCUGAACACAGAACUGGGAGGCAGGACUUCCUGGGUUCUAUCCCCACCUCUGCCACGGUCUUGCUGGUUGACCUUGGGCAAGUCACUUAAACAUUCUGUGCCUCAAUUUCCCUAUCUGUCAAAUGGGGAUAAUGAUACUGACCUACCUCAUGGGGCUGAUGAACUGAUGUUUGUAAAGCACUUUGAGAUUGUUCAGUGCUGCAUAAGUGCUACGUACUUGAUUCUGAAGGAGACCCACUUCGCCUGGAACCAGAUGGCUGCUUAACAGAUCUAGAUUUGAGUCUCAGAGUCACAUCAGAAUGAGAGCAGCUCCAGCCUACAGCUACUUUCCUCCUUCACUUUCAUUGACUCAGUGUCACAGGGACAGAGUUCCACAGGACAGAUGCGUAUGGUAGAGAACCCCAAACCUGAUUUCCUCUGCUGGGCAAAUACCCCUUAGUAACCAAGGCCACAAAGUGACCAGUGAGGCACCAAAACUUGAAACUGCCAUAGAAAAAGCAGUAACUAAACAAAGGAAAAAAUGACCACAGCUGGGAGCAGCAAUUGAGACAUGGUUCUGCUCCUUUAGUACCUGCUGUCUUUAUUUUUGCACUUCUGGUCUUAACGGUCACACUGCCUAUAACAAGUGUGCUCCGAAAUCCAAGGUCCAAACAGGUGCGGGAGCACUUCCUCCUGCCCAGCCCCCCACCUCCUAGGCAAAACACUCCACUUUAUCUCCUUGUCCUGGUGGGGCUUCAUCCCUAUAGGAGGUGGGUGGGCAGGGAAAUCUACCCACCUGGCUUUGCUCGCUUCUCACAGCUGUCUCACAGAUGCCCUCAUGUCCAGAGCCAUAUCUCCCUCCGUCCCACACAGGCCUGGUCUCCUCGCACUUUGGUUAUUGUAAGUUAAUGACAGCAGGAAUGCUGAAUCAUGGGACCAAAGGCACAGAAAAUUAGGAUAUAGAAACUAAUCUCAUGCUGUUUACAGAUUCCUGUGCUAUCAUAUUUCAUUUCUUCCACGUUAUAUCCCAGAUCUUGCGCCGCAGCACGUUAAGAGGUUUGGUUGCAAUACAACAGACCAGACGCCGUCUCUGCCACCCCUUUACGUUUUGGAGAGGACUUCCCCACAAAGCAAACCCUUGUGGGUUAGAAUGGCUUAGAGACAACAAACUAUUUGAUUUGGAGGGGGUCUUUCUAGACCGCCCUUAUGCCCAUCUUCUGCUUAAAGCCAAAUCCAGGGGGAGAUUUUCAAAGGCAGAAAUGAGAGUUGUUUGCCCAGUUCCCAUGGCUUGUCAAUGGGAGGUGAAAGUCUAACUCCCAUUGUGCUCUGAAUAUCCCCUCCGGCUUCAGAUCUCAUUCACACAGUGCAGGAUUUGCCAAGCAGGAGGCUCCAUUACUGUCAAGUUCCAGAUCUUCUUGUGCUUUAUAAAUCCUUUCUAUUGUAUAACCAGGGAUUAUCUGAUUGUCAUAACCUUUGAUACUAACUUUUAAUGACUUGUAACAUUUAGGAUGUCUGUGAAUGAGAUUUGUAGAGUGAUUUUUUUUUAGUGUCUUGUAUUUUCUGCCAUCCACUCUUGUGAAGCAGUAUUUUAUAUUUAACACAGUAUUUAAUAAAAAAUAUAAUGAUAAUGCUAGAGGACAUCAUUUCUUGUGGAGUAGGAUUUAAAUAAAGACUCGAGAUACCUCA
Mauremys reevesii (Reeves's turtle) is the source of this 10520-nucleotide messenger RNA. RefSeq names its product monocyte to macrophage differentiation associated 2 (gene MMD2). Gene Ontology annotation, cellular component: membrane. Gene Ontology annotation, molecular function: pore-forming activity. The transcript has 8 exons. Lineage: Eukaryota; Metazoa; Chordata; Testudines; Geoemydidae. The coding region runs from base 721 to 1410 and encodes 229 amino acids. The record is from RefSeq and is a predicted model, not a curated record.